UAAAUUUAAAUCAGUUCGUGGCGGGGCUAGCGAACACAGCGAUACUCCGCGCCGCGUUCUCAUCGAUUUCGACGCUCUUCACGGUGUCUUCGGCUGAUUCGAGAAACUUCUGCUGGGAACAAUCGCUGGACCACGCUGCGUGCCGAUAUCCCCGGCUAUUGUUCAUUUCGGUUGGUGCUUCGACUUCGUCCAUCGAUCGGUUCAUCGCCGAUUCGAGAGAUGGUAGAAUGAAAGGGUGUGCGCGUUGGGUGUUGCUCGUUGCGCGAAUCGCUGCAAGUAAUUAGGUUACGCUAUGGCCCUCAAAAUGAACGCAAGGCUGUUCGCAUCUGUCCUCGUCGUGCUCAAUUUAUUCAUAAUCGUUCCUCGCAGUUGCGGUGCAUUGCGUCCAAUUAAGAUCGGUGCGAUCUUUCAUGCAGGGGACGAAGAGUACAUGAAUGCGUUCAAAAAGGCGGUGAUCGAGACGAAAUCGGAACACAUCGCACCCUCGUUCAAGGUGGAAACUAGUAUAAAGCAAGUAGAGGUUAAUACUGACAGCUUCAAAACCGCCGCCGCUGCUUGCAAACUUUUGGAGGAGGGCGUGGCGGCGAUCUUUGGACCUUCGAGCCCCUACACUUAUGGAAUCGUAGCUAGCAUCGCGGCCAGGUUCGAUGUGCCUCACAUCGACUAUUUCUGGAGACAAAAUGAAGAGCUCCAGGCGGAUCAAGAGCCGAAAAAUCCGAAACCGAUGACUAUCAACUUCUUUCCCGACAGCGAGAUGGUCGGCCAGGCGAUCGCCGACGUGGUCGAAUCCAUGAAGUGGACCACUUUCGCGGCCGUCUACCAAAACAACGACGGCCUGUCGCGGAUUCAAAAGGCCCUGUCUCUGAGACGAAAGAAGGACACUGCGGUGACGAUAAGAAGGUUGGGGGAGGGGCCGGAUUUUCGUCCAAUAUUGAAGGAGAUUCGCGCCAUGUCGAUCUGCAACGUGAUCAUCGACGUCGAGCCGAGGAACAUCAUCGAUGUGCUCUAUCAGGCGAAGGAGGUCAAGCUGUUGGCGGAGUACUGUAAUUUCUUAAUUACUUACCUGGAUUCGGCAAAAUUGUCCUUGUGGGAGGUGCGGGAAGAAUCAACGAUCAAUAUUACUGGACUGAAUUUGCGAAACGAGGAAGGAAACGAGGUGGAAGGAAUUAAUUGGGUGGAAUCGGCCAUUUUAUAUGAUUCCGUCUUCCUGGUGUAUAACGCGUUAGAAACUUUAAACGCAAGGAAUCAGGAUAACACAGAGGGUGAAACUAUUGACCCAGUACCGCUCUCUUGUGAAGGAGAAGAGAAAUACAACGCAGGUCCCAACAUUACCAACGUGAUACGCGAGCUAUCCAAAGAGGGAAAGAUCACGGGGCCGAUUACAAUCGACGAAAAUGGUCAACGUCAAUUCUUCAAGUUAAAGAUCAUAGACGUGAGACCAGACGAGAGCGUGGAAAUAGGAUAUUGGGAUCCAGAGGGUCUUCACACGGCCGACAACGAAAAGGAACGGGAGAGUUAUUUGUACAAAUCUAUCGAACAGAAGAAAUUCAAGAUUAGCACCAAAUUAGGUCCACCGUACGUAAUGGAAGUGACAGACAGCGCGACUCGAGGAAUACUGAUCGAACAAACGCGUUACGAAGGGUUCUGCAUCGAUCUCAUCGAGGAGAUUGCCAAACUGUUAAAUUUUAAAUAUGAGUUCGAGCUGGUGCCGGACGGCAAUUACGGCACGUUGAACAAGGAAACGAAACAAUGGAAUGGCCUGAUUAGACGUUUACUGGAUCAUGAUGCGGAUCUGGCUAUUUGCGAUCUGACAAUUACGUACGAGCGCGAGAGCGCGGUCGAUUUUACAAUGCCGUUCAUGAACCUAGGUAUCAGCAUUUUAUACAGGAAACCGGAGGAGAAGGAACCGGAUCUGUUCUCGUUUCUGUCGCCGUUGUCAACCGACGUCUGGAUUUACAUGGCGACCGCUUUCUUAGCAGUUUCGAUAAUGCUGUUUCUACAGGCCAGAAUGGCGCCAGGCGAAUGGGACAAUCCGCAUCCGUGCAACCCGGAUCCGGAGGAAUUGGAAAAUAAUUUCGACUUGAAAAACUCCAUGUGGCUCACUGUCGGCUCCCUCAUGCAACAGGGAUCCGAUAUACUUCCCAAAGCACCCUCCAUCCGAAUGGUGGCCGGUAUGUGGUGGUUUUUCACCCUGAUAAUGGUCUCCUCUUACACCGCCAAUUUGGCCGCCUUCCUCACGGUCGACAAGAUGGACAAUCCGAUUAAAGGUGUCGAAGAUCUCGCUAAGCAGACGAAAAUCAAGUACGGAGCCGUGGCUGGUGGAUCCACGUCCGCUUUCUUCAGGGAUUCCAAUUAUUCGACCUAUCAACGCAUGUGGGCGGCCAUGCAGGAAGCGAGGCCGAGCGUGUUCACCAAGAGCAACGACGAGGGUGUCGAUCGGGUGUUGAAGAAACGCGAUUACGCUUUCCUCAUGGAAUCCACCACGAUCGAGUACAGAAUGGAGAGGAACUGCGAUCUCGACAAGGUCGGAGGGCUCAUCGAUAACAAGGGAUACGGUAUCGCGUUGCCGCGAAAUUCACCGUAUAGAACGCCCAUAAGCGGGGCGAUACUGAUGCUGCAAGAGAAAGGGGUGCUCCAAGAUCUGAAGAAGAAGUGGUGGGAGGAGCGAGGCGGUGGUUUGUGCUCGAAAAUCGAAGUGGAGCCGACAUCGUCCAGCGAAUUAGGAUUGGCCAACGUCGGUGGUGUCUUCUUGGUCCUUCUGAUCGGAUGUUGCGGCUCGUUCAUCAUCGCCGUCUUUGAAUUCCUGUGGAAUGUACGAAAGGUUGCCGUGAAGGAGAAGGUUACGCCAUGGGAGGCGCUGGUAGCAGAAUUGAAAUUCGCCGUGAAUAUUUGGGCGGAGACGAAACCCGUUAAAAUCUCUAAAAGCAGCGGCACGAGUUCGAUGGAGGAUGGGAUCGGUCGGGCUGCCUCCACGGCCCGCUCAAUCGUCGGCUCGUUCCUCCGCCUCGACAUCCUCGACAAAUUCGAUAAAGAUAACAGUACCAACAACCGCAGUAACGAUCGCAAGAUCAAUUAAAAUUCCAUCCACCAUUGUACUAUUAUUAUACCGAUUAAGAUCGUUACGUUUAACAAAUUGGGAACUGGACGAGUUCACGCUUCCGCUUCUAGAUCAUUUGCCACAUUUCUUCAAACGUGACGUUGAAGCACGAAAUAUAGUAUAAUUCUAUUUUCUAUAAAUAUCGGAUUAGCGAUUUAAUCUCAUCUCGUAAAUUACGACGUUCAUUUAUUCUUCUUAUUAUCGAAUCGAAGUGUAAGCGUUAAUCGAGAAAAAAAUAAGAUAAGAUUUGUUGUUCUGUCGACAAUUACAGGAAAAGAAAAUAUUAUUUAGACCAAGAUCUAUUCUUUUCCUUUUUUCUUUUCGCAAUUAGAAAUUUCUUCGCUCGUAUCGCGAAUAUUAAUGACAAGUAAAAGAUAGAAGGAAAAAAGAGUUCGUCGGAUAAUUUGAAAGGCGGGCAACGGACGGAAAAAGAAGAAGAAGAAGGGAAGGAAAUCUUGUUUCUCAUGGCACCGCGCAUAAAGUCGUCAAGUCUUCUACGAUGGUCGCAAAAUGGCGACGUCAUGGAACGGCAGAAAUCUCCGCUGUAGGUCCGGUAGGAAAGGAAUCCAACAAUAUUUGGACUCCGGUCACAAUGGCGCUAACGAACCGUGGCCUUGGUUUGGAAGAUUUUCGUCCCGAGAGAUCAGCUGCGGGAUCACCCAUGUGUACCAGUACCCUGCCGGCAUCUUUGUGUCAUUAUUAUCGAGGGACGUUUCUAACCGUUUCGAUCGCCGUCGACAACACACUUUCAACUUUACCGCCACUUUGUCGCCCGCGUCGAAGUCGAACUCGACGAUCAACAACUGGUCCCCCCGAUGAUCUCGUGAUUGAUUCGAUCGAUCCAUCUCUCCUCCGUAUUUUCAUCUCUUUUGGGAAACUCGAGGAGCGUUUAUUUAAUGCCCGAUGUGAACCUGUCGAUUAUUAGAAUCGAUUUGUCAAAGAUUUCUCACGAAUAAAGAUUCGUUUCUUCGUUUU
This is a messenger RNA of Apis cerana (Asiatic honeybee), 4072 nucleotides long. Its product is annotated as glutamate receptor ionotropic, kainate 2. Gene Ontology annotation, biological process: monoatomic ion transport. The record is from RefSeq and is a predicted model, not a curated record. Gene Ontology annotation, molecular function: ligand-gated monoatomic ion channel activity; signaling receptor activity. Gene Ontology annotation, cellular component: membrane. NCBI's taxonomy places the organism in Eukaryota, Metazoa, Arthropoda, Insecta, Hymenoptera, Apidae.